Messenger RNA from Penicillium antarcticum, 2652 nucleotides. RefSeq names its product putative C6 transcription factor Prf. Gene Ontology annotation, biological process: DNA-templated transcription; regulation of DNA-templated transcription. Gene Ontology annotation, cellular component: nucleus. The transcript has 6 exons. NCBI's taxonomy places the organism in Eukaryota, Fungi, Ascomycota, Eurotiomycetes, Eurotiales, Aspergillaceae. Gene Ontology annotation, molecular function: DNA-binding transcription factor activity, RNA polymerase II-specific; DNA binding; zinc ion binding. The record is from RefSeq and is a predicted model, not a curated record. Bases 1 to 2652 code for a protein of 883 amino acids.
AUGGCGGCACUCCCGCCGUCUAAUUUUGGCCUCCACCCGUCGCAGUACGCUACCGAAUCUGGUUCUUCACAGAUGGGAUUCGGAUCCGCAGAGAAUGGUGCUGUCGAAAGCACUGGAGAAGGCAACUUUGUCCCGCGCCCGAAGCGCAUCGCAUGUGUCGUGUGUCGGAGGAGGAAACUGAGAUGCGACGGGAGACGACCGAGUUGUGGAACAUGUUCGCGCUUAGGACAUGACUGCUCUUAUGAUGAAGUGCGCAAGAAGAGUGGCCCAAAGCGGGGAUAUGUUAAGCAGCUCGAAGCUCGAUUAGCUCAAGUUGAGACUCUCCUCAAAGGCCAAGACCCCGAACCUCCUCAACGAACCUCCCCGCCUCAACCGGUGGAAAAUUCAUUUGGCGCACCCAUCAACGAUGAAUCUGUACUGGCCUUGCCUGACCUCUCGGGGUUGGGAGGUGACAUGAAUGGUCCUUUCCAACCGUCGAAUCCGCCUGACGCAAUUCAGUCGGGCCAAACAAUGUAUCCUCCCAUAGCCAACACCGGCAGUGAUCCCCAGACCCAGUGGGAUUUGAUCGCUUUGGGAUUGGAGGAGCCCCUCCCUUCACAGGAUGUGAUUGACGAACUGGACGCUAUAUUCUUCGAGAAGGUCUACCAAAUGCUGCCCAUCAUUCAUCGCCCACGGUACUUUGCAAGUCUGAACCUCGCCCCUCAUAUGCGGCCGCCUAUAUGCCUGCGCUACAUUAUGUGGUGUCAUGCUGCAUCUGCCAGUGACAAGUACUUUUUCCUACACAGCCAUUUCUACCAGCGCGCGCGGAAAUAUGCCGAAGCGGACGAGAUGAAAGGGUUUGGAGAGAGUGUCGUCAGUCUGGCGCAUUGCCAAACUUGGAUUUUGAUCGGGACAUAUGAGUUCCGAAUGAUUUUCUUCCCACGAGCAUGGUUAAGCGUUGGUAAAGCGGCACGACUGGCACUGAUGCUUGGAUUGAACCGGCUUGAUGGCGUUGGUCUCGAUGUCAAACAGUCUAUUUCACCACCAAGAGAUUGGACAGAGCGUGAAGAACGUAGGAGAGUGUUUUGGGGUGCUUUUGCGACAGACCGGUAUGCCAGUGUUGGAACUGGUUGGCCGCUUCUCAUAGACGAAGACGAUAUUAUGACAAACCUCCCUGCUUCUGAGGAUUCGUUUCUAAAGAGCAAGCCGCAACGAACACUUCGUCUAAGUGAUAUCAUUGCCGGCGAGGGCGUUGCUACCUUGUCUCCGUUCGCCUGCGUGGUGGUCCUGACCAGCCUCUUCGGUCGUAAUCUCGUCCAUAUCCAUCGGCCACGGCCAAACGACAACGACCAUGACCUCAACGGAGAGUUUUGGAAACGACACAGAAGCCAUGAUAAUAUUCUUUUGCACAUUGCUCUGUCAUUACCCGAUCAUCUUCGCCUUCCAAGUGGCAUGUCAGAUGUGAAUGUCAUCUUUGCCAACAUGAGCAUUCAUACUUCAACCAUUUGUCUCCACCAAGCGGCAAUUUUCAAAACCGAAAAGAACAAGAUGCCGAACCAGAUCACGAUCGAGAGCAAGCGAAGAUGUCUUGUGGCCGCCAAUCAAAUUUCGAGCAUCAUGAAGAUGAUCAGCCAUGUCGAUUUGACAAGCCUGAACCCAUUCAUAUCUUUCUGUCUCUACAUUGCGGCACGAGUCUUCGUGCAGUAUCUCAAAUCUCGACCGGAGGAUUCGAGUGUUCACUCUUCACUACAAUUCGUUGUCUCCGCUCUGAACGCCAUGAAAAACAAGAAUCCCUUGACCGAGUCCUUCCUCGUCCAAUUGGACGUUGAUCUCGAUGGAACUGGUAUUCGCGCGUUGGACGACCGACAGAAAGAAAGUGUCCGUGCUUCACAGGUAAUGGCAGUACACCAAAACUUCUGCAACGACGCAGUCGAGUGCUCCCCCAUUUAUAACCUCCGCCAAACACAAACGGCUGGCACGAUGGAAGAGUCACCGCAACACAGUACUGGCCAUGCAAAUAAACGCCAGCACAUGAAUACUGGCACGACAACCUCCCUCCCUAGCCGACAGAGGGAUACAAUGGCCUCGUCCACCGACGAAAAUAUACAUAACCUAUUCACCCCUGCUACCCAGACCACAAGCCAGAUCAACGAGCAACCCGGCUCAGGGAGCAAACUCGAUUUAGACAUGGACUUUUCCCCAGACUUCGGCACUCUCAGCGAGAGAAACAACCCACCUUCUGACCACCCCACACCUUCAACCCUGAACUCUUCCUCCAACACCUCCUACUCAAUAAACGGGGUCGACAACCCAUCACCUGGCAGACAGCAACCAAAAUCAGGUCCAACGUAUCCCAACCAGGAAUCAACCCAAUCAUUCAAUAAGAUGAAUGCAAUUCACAUGUCUCCCGGAGAUAUUAGCUCACAAGCACCUGAUAUCAAUGCCUUACUUGCUCGGGCUUAUCAAAACAAUUCUGGCAGCCCGGCCAUGCCUACGGACACAUCGAAUCCGUUCUCCAUACCCCCUGUUUGGGACUUGCCAACUCCAAGUCAAGAAACGGGUGCUGCCGACUUUAGCAACUUAAAUGUCGGGGCUUUGACUGAGGCUCAAUGGGCGCAGAUUCUCGGCGAGAAUGGCGUUACUCCUAGCUGGGAGAGUUGGCGGCAAUCUUGA